AUGGGUCAGCAUCUGGCUGCUGCCAGAAGUGCUGUGGAAGUUUGUGCAGUCAAGAAUCCCUUCAGUGAAGAAGUACUACAAAAAGUAAAAGAAGAUGAAAUAAGUCUCAUGAUGAACAGCUUAUAUGCACUUCAUGAUAAAUUGGCACAAGUAGCAGGGGAACAUGAAUGUGGCAGCUCUAUUCAAAGAAAUCUUACCGUCCAGGAGGCAGCUGCAUAUUUAAAAAAUUUAGAUCCAGAAUACGAAAGUGUACUUAACACAGCAUUACAAUGGAUCUUGAAGAGUGGGGAAGAUGUUGGCAUAAAGUGUCUCAGCAAUGACCCUAAUGAGAUGGAUGUCAUUAAUGUGACAGAUGUGAAGUAUCUGGAAUCCACUAGUCCAAAGAUGUCUUUCAGGUGUCGUUUUCGCCGUGCAUUUGUUAACGUAACUCACAGAUUAUCACUAUUGCUUUUGGGUAUAGCAAUGGUCUGGGGAGUCUUGCACUACAUGAAAUACCGUUGGGCAAAAGAGGAAGAAGAAACGAGGCAAAUGUAUGAUAUGGUGGUAAAAAUCAUAGAUGUUCUAAGAAGUCACAGCGAGGCAUGUUCUGAAAAUAAAGACUUGCAGCCUUACAUGCCUAUUUUACACGUGCGUGAUUCUCUAAUACCACCGCAGGACAGGAGGAAAAUGAGGAAAGUCUGGAACAGAGCAGUUGACUUUCUUGCGGCAAAUGAAUCUAGAGUUCGCACAGAGACACGAAGAAUAGGUGGUGCCGAGUUCUUGGUUUGGAAAUGGAUGCAGCCUUCUGCAGCGUGCGACAAAAUUUUAGUGAUACCAUCGAAAGUGUGGCAAGGCCAAGCAUUUCAUCUAGAUAGAAGAAAUUCGCCACCAAACAGCUUGACACCAUGUCUAAAGAUUCGCAAUAUGUUUGAUCCAGUUAUGGAAAUAGGUGAUCACUGGCAUCUAGCAAUUCAAGAAGCAAUCUUGGAGAAAUGCAGUGAUAAUGAUGGAAUUGUUCAUAUUGCUGUUGACAAAAAUUCACGUGAGGGUUGUGUAUACGUCAAGUGUCUCUCUCCAGAGUAUGCUGGAAAGGCUUUCAAGGCAUUGCACGGCUCUUGGUUUGAUGGAAAGCUGGUAACGGUAAAAUAUCUGCGACUAGAUCGGUAUCAUCAUCGUUUUCCCCAGGCUCUUACUUGUAACACUCCACUGAAGCCAUCAAACAAACACAUGAACUCUAUGUCACAUCUGCGUCUUCGGACAGGCACAACUAAUUCUCAGGGAGGUUCCUGAGAAGACUUUCUACAACUGCUAGGACUGUUACUUGCAACAGGAAUUUUCCUGUUUGGCUGCCGUCUUCCUUUUUUAGUGCUUUUUGUAUGUAAUACUUUAAUGAAUUAAAUAAAAGUUUGAACGUUCCAGAAAUCUUGUUUCCAAAGGGACUUAGCAAUGAGGCAGUAAUACUGAGCUGACAAAAAAAAAAAGAAAAAAAGAAAAAAACACUCGCUUCAGGAAGUUUCCGGGGCUAUAGUAAACCAAUGCAUUUAAGUUUUGCAUGAGGAAUACCGAACUCAUUAUACAUUUGCAGAUGUGGUGACUGUAUUUUUGCACCAAGAAGUGUUUUUGAUAAUACAAAAGCAUGGAGAAAAGAAGACACUUCCUGUAUUUCCAUAGUUUCCUGUGAUAUAAACUUGUGGGUAUUUUGUAACAACCAACCUACAGUUCCUGAUGGUGAAUAAGUUAAAAA
Molecule: messenger RNA, 1723 nt
Organism: Leptosomus discolor (cuckoo roller)
Lineage: Eukaryota; Metazoa; Chordata; Aves; Leptosomiformes; Leptosomidae
Source: RefSeq, a predicted model, not a curated record